Molecule: messenger RNA, 522 nt
Organism: Linum tenue
Lineage: Eukaryota; Viridiplantae; Streptophyta; Magnoliopsida; Malpighiales; Linaceae
Source: the annotation of a GenBank genome assembly
AUGGCCGUGGGGUGGAGACCGGCCCCAACAGGGUGGAUCACAGUAAACUCGGACGGGUCGCUCCUACGACCGUCUGGGUCAACCGUGGCAGGAGGAGCGCUUAGAGACUGGCAGGGUCGCUUGUUGGGGGCCUAUACGACGAACCAAGGAAGAUGUUCCAUUACCCGGGCCGAGAUUUGUGGGGCACUGAAGGGCCUGGAGCUAGCAUGGGAGGCAUGUCAUCGCCAGGUGGAGCUGCAACUGGAUUCCAAGACUGCACUCGCGCUGCUUCUUGACACUGGCCGACAUAACCAUCAGCACGCCAACCUUGCCAUCCGCUUUCAGAACAUGUUGCGCAGAGAGUGGUCUGUUUGGGUCACUCAUAUCUAUAGAGAGGCUAAUUUUCUGACUGAUUGUCUAGCUCAUAAGGGACACACGCUGUGUCCUGGAACCAAUUUGAUUGAUGUUACAGACUCGGAUGUUUGCCGUUGGGCCCUUUUUGACUCUGUGGGUGGGUUUACCAUUCGCUUGAUUGCUGAAUAA